Myzus persicae (green peach aphid) is the source of this 1618-nucleotide messenger RNA. RefSeq lists its product as uncharacterized. The transcript is spliced from 2 exons. Lineage: Eukaryota; Metazoa; Arthropoda; Insecta; Hemiptera; Aphididae. The record is from RefSeq and is a predicted model, not a curated record. Bases 875 to 1357 code for a protein of 160 amino acids.
GUUGAUUUUAUUAAAGAUAACUUUUUUAUUGUCUGUCAUUCGUAAUACGAUUUCCAACAAGGCAACAACUGACGUUUGAUGCGAUUAGGCCGCCGGAUUGGCGCGCGACGCGCAAAGAUCGAACCAAAAAAAUAUGAUACACGCCAAUCCUACGCUCUUUCGUUUUAUGAAGGAUUGGCAAGAAAGAACGUCCGUUUAAAGGCUAAAAAUGUCAACAUUCCCACGCGAUUGACGUGGCGUCUGGCAUUUCGGAAAUAUCAACAGUUUUGUCCACGUUCCAGUUGUUUUCGAACUUUAGUAGAGUGUAGUCGUGGUGUUUCGCGCGCUUGCUUAAACUUUUUGUUUCCUUUUAUAUUUAAUUUAAAUUUGUUCAGUUUACAAUUUACAUUUUGUACAAUGCACAAAUUUAAACAAAAGAAAAUUGCAAUUGCAAGUGCCGCUAUUUAUGUCUUAACAAAAGAUAAUAAAAAAAAACGUUCAAAAUGGGUUAAGGAUUGGAAAUUGAAUCGCCAAAAAUUGAGUGAUAUCACGCUUCUCCGUGGACUCGAAGAAAACAAUCCAGAUGACUAUAAAAAUUAUCUUAGAAUGGAUUUAAAAGAUUUUCAGUUUUUACUUGAGCUUAUAGAAUAUAGGACCAAAGUUAAAAAAACAAGAUACUGUAAUGAGGGCUGCAAUAAGUGCAGAAGAAAGACUUAUUGCAACUCUCAGAUUUCUCGCCACUGGAAGAUCUUAUGAAGACUUGAAGUUUAGUACGUGCAUAUCAGCUCCCAGCUUAUCAUUAAUUAUUCCCGAGACGUGUAAAGCGAUAUUUGAAGCCUUAAAAAUGGAUUACUUGAAGUUCCCUACAACGAAAGAUGAAUAGAAAACUGUAACAAUGGGAUUUUGUGAUCGAUGGCAAUUUAUAAACUGUGGUGGUUCAAUCGAUGGAAAGCACAUACGAACUUUGCAACCCCCCGGGACUGGCGCUCAAUUCUACUAUUAUAAAGGAUUUUAUAGUAUUGUUUUGAUGGCGAUUGUAAAUAGCAAUUAUGAAUUCAUACACGUCGAUGUAGGAAAAAAUGGAAGAUUAUCCGAUGGAGGUGUAAUAGAAUUCACUAAGUUUUACGAGGACUUAAAAAAGGGAAAAUUACAACUUCCAGAUAAUGAUGAAACCGUAAAUAAUUUAAAUUUUGUUUUCCUUGGUGAUGAAGCUUUUGCUCUGCAUAAUAAUAUUUUAAAACCGUAUGCGCAACGUGAAUUGACAGAAGAAAAAAGAAUAUUUAAUCAUAUAGACUGUCUAGGGCAAGGAAUUGUGUUGAAAACACCUUUGGACUUAUCGCAUCAAGAUUUAGGUUAUUACAAGGAGCUAUUCACUUAAGCCCAGAAAAGGCAUCAUAUGCCGUGUUGGCGAUAUGCACACUUCAUAACUUCUUAAGAAAACGAGGAAGUUCUUACGUCACCACAAAAAUGUUUGAUAGACUAGAUGGCAACAACAUAUUAAAUAAUGGAGAUUGGAGAGAAAAUGGUAAUAAUGAACUUCCUGGACUACAAAAUACACGUACCAAAAAUAUUUCCGAUGAUGCCAAAAUAAACAGAGAUAAAUAUAUGCACUUUUAUAAUAAUGAAGGAUCAGUUGAAU